AUGGAUAGUGUGGGUCGAUAUGGUAAACUUGGACAGCAUUUCACCCCGCUCAUUCCAUUCAGUGAGCCUCAACAUGUAGGCCGUUCCUUUGGGGCCAUUCUUGGCGUCGAAAUCACCGACGAUGGCCUCGAAGGAACCUUCGUACGAAUCAAUGUGCAUGGGCAAGUGCGCAUUGACGAGGGCACCCACGUCGCCGACGCCUUUGCUUUCGCAUGUUUCAAGGAAAAGUUCUUCUUCAGUUUCAAAAGUUACGUGCAGAGAGCGAUGUCUUCUCGCAUCGGCAAGUCCGAUGACGUCGUACUUGAUCUUCUUGGCUUGCAUUAUCGGAUGCAAGCGUUCGUGCGUUGA
Haemonchus placei is the source of this 348-nucleotide messenger RNA. The record is from the annotation of a GenBank genome assembly. Lineage: Eukaryota; Metazoa; Nematoda; Chromadorea; Rhabditida; Trichostrongylidae.